Messenger RNA from Myripristis murdjan (pinecone soldierfish), 2290 nucleotides. RefSeq names its product eukaryotic translation elongation factor 1 alpha 1a (gene eef1a1a). Gene Ontology annotation, molecular function: GTP binding; translation elongation factor activity; GTPase activity. Lineage: Eukaryota; Metazoa; Chordata; Actinopteri; Holocentriformes; Holocentridae. The record is from RefSeq and is a predicted model, not a curated record. Gene Ontology annotation, biological process: translational elongation. Bases 214 to 1602 code for a protein of 462 amino acids. The transcript is spliced from 8 exons.
AAUUACGCAACACCCCCGUCUGUCCUGUGCGCUAUAACCGGAUCAAGCUCUCUCCUCAGCCUCUCCGGUCCCGCAGCCAGCCUGACACAGACCAGCUCACAGUUGAAAGGAUAGUGUUUCCUGUCGUGCCCACCAUCUGGACACUGGACUAACCGUAACUCAACACUGGUUUCAGAAGGCAAACUCUUAGAACUUCAACCAACUCCAGCCACCAUGGGAAAGGAGAAGCUCCAUAUCAACAUCGUUGUAAUCGGUCAUGUGGACUCCGGCAAGUCCACCACCACCGGCCACCUCAUCUACAAGUGUGGUGGCAUUGACAAGAGAACCAUCGAGAAGUUUGAAAAGGAAGCCGCUGAGAUGGGGAAAGGGUCCUUCAAGUAUGCCUGGGUGUUGGACAAACUGAAGGCAGAAAGGGAGCGUGGCAUUACCAUCGACAUCUCACUGUGGAAGUUUGAAACCAGCAAAUACUACGUGACCAUCAUCGAUGCCCCAGGUCAUAGGGACUUCAUCAAGAACAUGAUCACUGGGACCUCCCAGGCAGACUGUGCUGUGCUGAUUGUGGCAGCUGGUGUGGGAGAGUUUGAGGCAGGUAUUUCCAAGAAUGGGCAGACUCGUGAGCAUGCCCUGCUGGCCUACACCCUAGGGGUAAAGCAGCUCAUUGUUGGCAUCAACAAGAUGGAUUCCACUGAGCCCAACUACAGCCAGAAGCGCUAUGAGGAAAUUGUGAAGGAAGUGAGCACCUACAUCAAGAAGAUCGGCUACAAUCCUGACACGGUGGCCUUUGUGCCCAUCUCAGGCUGGAAUGGAGACAACAUGCUUGAGGCCAGCCCUAAUAUGACCUGGUUCAAGGGAUGGAAGAUUACUAGGAAGGAUGGCAAUGCCUCAGGCAUCACACUGUUGGAGGCCCUGGAUGCCAUCCAGCCCCCCACGCGUCCUACAGACAAACCUCUCCGUCUGCCCCUGCAGGAUGUCUACAAGAUUGGAGGUAUUGGAACAGUGCCUGUUGGCCGCGUGGAGACGGGCAUCCUAAAGCCUGGUUUGGUGGUGACUUUUGCCCCAGUCAAUGUGACCACUGAAGUCAAGUCUGUGGAGAUGCACCAUGAGGCACUGACUGAGGCCCUCCCUGGUGACAAUGUGGGCUUUAACGUCAAGAAUGUGUCAGUCAAGGAUAUUCGUCGUGGCAAUGUGGCUGGUGACAGCAAGAAUGACCCACCCCAGGAAGCUGCCAACUUCACUGCUCAGGUGAUCAUAUUGAAUCACCCAGGCCAGAUCAGUGCUGGUUAUGCUCCUGUGCUGGACUGCCAUACUGCCCACAUUGCCUGCAAGUUCGCAGAGCUCAAGGAGAAGAUUGACCGCCGCUCUGGCAAGAAGCUGGAAGACAACCCCAAGGCCCUCAAGUCUGGAGAUGCUGCCAUUGUGGACAUGAUCCCUGGCAAGCCUAUGUGUGUUGAGAGCUUCUCUGAGUACCCUCCACUGGGUCGUUUUGCAGUGCGUGACAUGCGUCAGACAGUGGCGGUUGGCGUUAUUAAGGGAGUGGAGAAGAAGGUUUCCACCACAGGCAAAAUUACCAAGUCUGCCCAGAAGGCCCAGAAGAACAAAUGAAUGUUGUGCUACACUGCCGACCCCAGGGUCUCCCAGGGCAGGACAUCAGUCAUUCAACUCCAUCCCACAAUUGGCUGCUUUAACUCAAUAAUCAAAGACUGGUUAAUCAUCACAAUGCAUCGUAAAAGCAUCCGAAGGAAAGAAAAAUAUUUAAAUCCCUAGUCCUUGAGGUGACAUUCAGUCUCCCUUUCAGUGGUUAGAUGACCCUUAUGUACAACGUAAUAGCAAACUGAUAGUUUUAAAUGUGUACUGUUGAUUGGUUUAAUGGCCAUAGCUCUCUGUGAUUAGGAUAUUGCUAUAUUGAUCACCUAGAGGUAUGGAACCUCCAUCACCCCUCUCAGCUCUGGAGUGCAGUUACUGGUCACUCUACAUGCUAUAUGUUGUCUUGCUUUUAGUGUUUGUUUGCAACUACAUGGUGCUCUGUAGGGGCCUAUGGUAAGAAGUUAAAACUAUGUUCUUCCGUAGUGAAUGAGUACAACGUAGUGACAUAUUGUGUUUAAGCUUUAAAAAGAUUUUAAACUGUCCAAAUUUGUCCAGACACUAUGAGUAGACCAACCAUGAAGCACUUUGAUUGGCAUUUUGCUAACCUUGUAUUUGCACUGAAAAUGAUUAAAUUGGAAUAAGCUACUGCACCUUACUCUAAGAUGGCAUGAGCCUCUUUGCAACAUUAAAUGUUUCAACCAAUCAA